Lucilia cuprina (Australian sheep blowfly) is the source of this 1194-nucleotide messenger RNA. RefSeq names its product odorant receptor 85c-like. Gene Ontology annotation, cellular component: plasma membrane. The coding region runs from base 1 to 1194 and encodes 397 amino acids. Gene Ontology annotation, biological process: detection of chemical stimulus involved in sensory perception of smell; sensory perception of smell. NCBI's taxonomy places the organism in Eukaryota, Metazoa, Arthropoda, Insecta, Diptera, Calliphoridae. The transcript has 4 exons. Gene Ontology annotation, molecular function: olfactory receptor activity; odorant binding. The record is from RefSeq and is a predicted model, not a curated record.
AUGGUUUUAGAUAAAACCAUACCCCAUAUAGGAGAAUUCACCAAGAUUCCCAUAAAUCUCCUAUUUGUAAUGGGAUUUUGUGUAAUGCGCUGGAAACCAAACGAAAAGCCAAGCUGGUUUCAAAUCCUAUUAGUAGGUGUUCUGAUGUUUCAUUUAGUAGUGGAUAUUAUGGGUAUGUUAGCCUACUUGAUCUUUGAAUCUUUGGAAACAUCAUUGGAAAAAACAGCCUAUAUUAUAUAUAGCGCAUUUGCUGGAAAUUCUCUUAUUAAAUUAGCCUGUUGUUUCUUUAAUAUAAAAAAAUUACAUCAGGGAUUUAAUAUUUUAGAAAAAUAUUAUCCCAAGACCGUGUUAGAAAGAAAAAAUUAUAAAUUGGAUGAACAUUUAAGAACAAUACGUAGAUACAAUGGCAUGUUAACGAUCUAUCAUUUGGCUGUGUCCAGUAUGUUUAAUUGGUUUACUUUGAUACAAAGUGCAAUUUUAUACAAUACAAAUAAAAAUAGUGAUUUUCUUUACGCUCUACCAUUUCCAAUGGUGUACCUCUUUAAUGUUAAUACCGCUGUAGGCUAUACAUUUGCCUAUGUCACUCAAUGUACUGGAUCGUAUAGUGCUUCUUGUAUGUUUCUUGGUUCUGAUUUGCUGUUGAUAACCUGUGUACACUUGAUAAAUAUGAAUUUCAAGUAUUUGGCUAAAAGUAUUAGAGAGUUUAAGCCUACGGGCACAUUAAGUGAUAUGAAGAAACUAAAAGAAUUCAUUAGUUAUCAUAAUGAUAUUUUAAAUGCUGUUGAACUCAUUGAUGAUACUUUUAAUAUAUCAAUAUUUUUGAAUUAUAUAGGAACUGUUACAAUUAUAUGUUUACUUGGAUUUCAAUUGGUAGCUGGUACUGAAUUUUUAGAUUUAAUAAAAUUUCUCUCAUUUCUUAUAUCGGUAUUGACUCAUGUCUAUUUCAUUUCAACAUUUGGCACAGAAAUGAUGGGAUUAAGUUCUGAUGUUAGCAAUGCCUUUAUGCAUCAUCCCUGGUAUGAUGGUCAUAUACAGUAUCAACGCGUUUUAACAAUACCCAUUGCAAGGGGACAAAGGCCGGCUCAUUUGAAUGCUUUUAAAUUUUUCAUUAUAUCUAUGGAAACUUUUAAAUCGUUGGUCAGAAUUUCUUAUCAGUUUUUCACUUUAAUCAAAACUCGUUAUGAUGAGGAAUAA